AUGCCCCGGCGGAGCCCGCUCGCCCUCGGCCUGCUCGGCCUCGCCGCCUGCCUGUUGACCGCACCGGCGCUGGGCUGCGGGCCGGGCCGGGGUCCCGUGGGCCGGCGGCGGCUCGGGCGGCGGCAGCUCUCGCCGCUGCUCUACAAGCAGUUCGUGCCCAACGUGCCCGAGCAGACGCUGGGGGCGAGCGGGAAGGCGGAGGGCAAAGUGCUGCGGGGCUCAGAGCGCUUCAGGGACCUGGUGCCCAACUACAACCCCGACAUCAUCUUCAAGGACGAGGAGAACACGGGCGCGGACCGGCUCAUGACCGAGCGCUGCAAGGAGCGGGUGAACUCUUUGGCCAUUGCGGUGAUGAACAUGUGGCCUGGGGUGAAGCUGCGGGUGACAGAGGGCUGGGACGAGGAUGGGCACCACCUCCCUGACUCUCUGCACUAUGAGGGCCGGGCGCUGGACAUCACCACAUCCGACCGGGACCGGCACAAGUAUGGCAUGCUGGCGCGCCUCGCCGUGGAGGCCGGCUUCGACUGGGUCUACUACGAGUCCAAGGCACACAUCCACGUCUCUGUUAGAGCAGAUAACUCGCUGGCUGUCCGCACCGGGGGCUGCUUCCCAGGCCACGCCACCGUGACGCUGCAGAGCGGCGAGCGCCGGGGCUUGGCCGACCUGCGCCAGGGCGACUGGGUCCUGGGUGCGGAGCCGGGUGGGCGCCUGGUGCCCACCGAGGUUCUGCUCUUCCUUGAUCGCGACCUGGACCAACGAGCCUCCUUCGUGGCCAUCGAGACAGCGAGCCCGGCGCGCCGGCUGCUCCUCACCCCAUCACACCUCGUCUUUGCGGCCCGGGGCACGGCCAAUGCCACCUUCCUGCCCGUCUUUGCCCGCCGUGUGCGCCCCGGGGACGCGGUGCUGGCCCAUGGGGCUGGCGGGCAGGGGCUGCUCCCUGCGCGGGUGCUGCGGGUCUCAAGGGAGGACGGCGUCGGGGUCUUUGCCCCGCUCACAUCCCACGGGACCCUGCUGGUCAAUGGGGUGCUGGCUUCCUGCUACGCCGUCCUGGAGAGCCACCGCUGGGCCCACUGCGCCUUCGCCCCGCUCCGCCUCUUCCAUGGGCUCCUCUCGCUGCUGCCGGUGCGUGCCGAGGCUGGGAACGGGACGGUGCCGGAGGCAGGGAUGCACUGGUACUCCCGCCUGCUCUACCGCCUGGCUGGGGGAGUGCUGAGCCACGAGGCCCUGCAGGUAUAGGAGGUCCCGGCCCCCCCCAGUCACUGCACUGCAGAUCACACUACACACUGGAAAUGGGGGGCUCCAGCCCUGGCCCCCCCUUGAACCCAGGGAGGAGCGAUAGGGGUACCCCCUGCCCUGUGGGGAGGUUGGGGUGCCCUCAGCUCAGCUGGGGACAGGGUCCCUUGGAUGGGGCAUUAUGGGGUGGCCCAAAGACCUGGGCUCAGCCGUCUCCUGUAUCCCAGAGCUCCCGUGCAGCGCUGCCUGGUCCCUGAACACAGGACCCUGUGUGCUCCCCUGCUAUUUAUUGCUUUAUUAACCGCUGUGGCUGGGGCUGCUGCCUGUCGAGCCCAGGCUGGGCAUCACCAGAUCCUGCCCCAGGGCUGGAUCCAGCCCAGGGGAUGCCGAAUCCAGCCCGGGGAGAUACUGAAUCCAGCCCAGGGAAUGCUGAAUCCAGCCUAGGGGAUGCUGGAUCCACCCAGGGGUGCUGGGCCCGGCUCUAACCGUGCUAACCGCUAACCCAUCCCGCUUGAGAGGUCUAUUUUUCUAUUUAUAAAUGGUAAUAUAAAUGCUGCCGCCUGCACGCGGGGCAGGGCCCAGCCGGCUCCUAACCACGA
This is a messenger RNA of Melopsittacus undulatus (budgerigar), 1832 nucleotides long. It is a transcript of the gene DHH, whose product is annotated as desert hedgehog signaling molecule. The transcript has 3 exons. Bases 1 to 1236 code for a protein of 411 amino acids. Gene Ontology annotation, molecular function: calcium ion binding; patched binding. Gene Ontology annotation, biological process: protein autoprocessing; cell-cell signaling; multicellular organism development. NCBI's taxonomy places the organism in Eukaryota, Metazoa, Chordata, Aves, Psittaciformes, Psittaculidae. The record is from RefSeq and is a predicted model, not a curated record.